AUGGGGGAAUUACCGAGUUUUCAUAUUCAAGCAGAUGUGGUGGAAUGUAUUAAGGAUGUGGAGCAGGGUAAGGUUGAGAUGGAGCAAUUUUACAUUAAUGUUGAACCGGACAUUCAUACAGUGAAGGACUAUACAGUUAAGGUGAGUAAGGUUGAGGAUGAGAUAGUGUUCGAUGCAGGGGAGGGGAACGUUUUUAAGAAGGUUUCCCCCCAGAUUUAUGAGGCUAGUUUCGAGGGCGGUAAGCAUAAGUGCUAUUUCAAAUUACCUUCAAUAGUUUACACAAAGGACAUUAUUAGUGGACGAGAGAGCGAAUCGAGUUCUGCACGGCAUUUCACAGCAUUUGAUCUGGUGCAUACCCCUGAAGAAAGUUGGUGUGCGUUUGGAGACAGUAAUGGGAAGAUAUCUGUGUACAAGCAUUUUUCGCUGGAUAAGGAGCUUGAUGGUCAUGCAGACUAUGUUACAUCGCUGAAAUUUUUCCCCAGUGGGGAGGUUUUAUUGAGUACGUCAAUGGAUAUGCAGGUAAAGAUAUGGUCAGCGGUGGAUGGCUCUAAUCCUAGGACUUUCACUGGACACAAGGCUGCGGUGACGGAAUCUGCCAUCAUUGGACGAGGUCGGAACAUUUUAUCGUGUUCAAAGGACGGAACCAUUAAGCUUUGGGAAUGUGGAAGCGGGACUAUGCUAAGGAAUUUUCGAAGGGAUGAUAACGCAUUUGAUGGGAUUAAUACCAUGCAAUUAUUGGACUUGGAAGGGCGAAGAGCAGCAACUGUGAAUGAAAAUCAUCUGGAGUAUAGCACUGAGAACAAAACCGUAAUAGCCGGCCAUUUUUCAGGUGUUUUAACAUACCAUGACAUAUAUUCUAAGCAACAGAUAGCAGAGUUUCCAAGCCAGUUCUCCUCGCCAUGUACCACCUUGUCAUGUAACAAUACAGCCCUUGGGGAUUCUUUAUCACAUUACAUAUAUGCCGGAUACGAAAAUGGUUGUAUUGCCCAGUGGGAUACAAGAUACACAAACAAGGCAGUCAACCACUUAUUUUUCAACAAGGGGGCAUCAGCAGAUCGUCUCUUUUACUUCCAAGACUCUCUCUAUGUAUCAUCUAACGUAGACAGUAGCUGCCAGAUAUCACUAGAUUCCCGUGGUAAUUUUAAGGACCAGACAUUUUUGGUAGCCGAUGACCAUAAGAUUGCCCAAUAUGUUGCUGACCCGAAUGAUAAAUCCAUCUGGGCCGUAGGAGACUGGUCGUUUUGCGCAAAGUAUUAA
Molecule: messenger RNA, 1257 nt
Organism: Eremothecium cymbalariae DBVPG#7215
Lineage: Eukaryota; Fungi; Ascomycota; Saccharomycetes; Saccharomycetales; Saccharomycetaceae
Gene: RPN14
Product: Rpn14p
Exons: 1
Coding region: 1-1257 (418 amino acids)
Molecular function (GO): protein binding
Source: RefSeq, a predicted model, not a curated record